Messenger RNA from Osmia bicornis bicornis, 806 nucleotides. RefSeq names its product nuclear cap-binding protein subunit 2 (gene Cbp20). Lineage: Eukaryota; Metazoa; Arthropoda; Insecta; Hymenoptera; Megachilidae. Gene Ontology annotation, cellular component: nuclear cap binding complex. The record is from RefSeq and is a predicted model, not a curated record. Gene Ontology annotation, molecular function: RNA cap binding. The coding region runs from base 131 to 631 and encodes 166 amino acids. The transcript has 3 exons. Gene Ontology annotation, biological process: mRNA cis splicing, via spliceosome.
GUUUGUAUACGCGCAGGAAUGACAAGUAUGGUUAAGUAAAAUAAGGAAAAAGAAGUGAAUUAAAUUCAUUUUAAUUGUAAUAAAUCUGAGAGAUAAAACGGUUUUGUAAAUACUUGUAGAAAUAAUUAAAAUGGCAGCAAUAAAGACAAAUCCAUCAAGUUCACCUUCUGUUGAAUUAAGUUCAUAUCGUGAUCAACAUUUUAAGGGUUCAAGGGCUGAACAGGACAGGCUAUUGAGAAAUUCUACAACUUUAUAUGUUGGAAAUCUCUCUUUUUAUACUACAGAAGAACAAAUAUAUGAACUAUUUUCCAAAUGUGGUGAUAUUAGGAGAAUUAUAAUGGGCUUAGAUAAAUAUAAAAAGACUCCUUGUGGUUUUUGUUUUGUGGAAUAUUAUCAAAGAGGCGAUGCUGAAAAUUGUAUGCGAUAUAUUAAUGGAACGCGUUUGGAUGACAGGAUUAUUAGAACAGAUUGGGACGCUGGUUUUAUUGAAGGCAGACAGUAUGGAAGAGGAAAAACUGGAGGACAAGUAAGGGACGAGUAUAGAUCAGACUUUGAUAGUGGACGGGGUGGUUAUGGUAAGAUAAUACAACAGAAAGUUACGCCUCUUUCGGAUGGAGCAUUUGGACGCUGAGAUUUUGUAAAUGUGACUACUUUUCUAUAUACAGUUUUGUAUGUAUAAGAAAAUCAUUAGAGUAUCUAAUUACUCGCAUUUAAGGAUAAUUAAUAUAAUAUUUCAAUUAAUAAUUUUUACAGUUGUGUAUAUAGUAUAAGUAAGAAUAAAUAAAUUGACAGAAUUAGUUAUUUAA